Messenger RNA from Capronia epimyces CBS 606.96, 1515 nucleotides. RefSeq lists its product as uncharacterized. The transcript has a single exon. Lineage: Eukaryota; Fungi; Ascomycota; Eurotiomycetes; Chaetothyriales; Herpotrichiellaceae. Bases 1 to 1515 code for a protein of 504 amino acids. The record is from RefSeq and is a predicted model, not a curated record.
AUGGAACAAGCAUUGAGAUCUCAGAAGAUGAGCUCUGCCUCUGCUCGGAGAAGAAAGUUUGAAGAAAGACAUCAGCAAAAUGCGUUGGAGAGGGAGCGGAUCCAAGAGCACAAGAGACGGCUCAUGACACAUGAAGGGACAGCAGAGGUCAUGGAGGGAUCCGAUGACAAUCCUGCUGAUAAUAUGGAUCUGGAUGUCGAAGCCGACGUCGAUGUCGAUGCUGGACGGUUUGACCGGGAGUCCUCUGUCGAGACGCCCUCCGAACGAAGCGUGUUGACUCCAGACGACCCUUUUCCUAACCGAACGGCUUUCACCCGGUAUACUGGGGUCACGCCGUCGAAGAUUGUUCUUCCAGAACAGGAGGACACCACCCCUAUGGCGGUGGACGACAGUGGUGUCGUCGUCCCCCUCCCGUCACCAAGGCCAGUCUUGCAGGCUUCACUGGCGACCUUGUCAGACUUCCGAUACGAUCGAUACUCUGUGUUCAUGGAAUCGCCGCCGAUAUCAGAGGUCAUGAGCCCAGAGGUCGAGCCCGACGAGACGUUUUCGCCGAUCGAAAUUGCCACACCUGUCUCCUUCUCGCAGCCCAAAUCCCGACCCUCACUGAUCUCCAUCGUCGGCGGCUCGCAGGAGAGCAGACGAAGACCGUCAUGGGUGCAAAGAUCCAUCUCGGACACAAUAACACAACUACCCGGACGACCGGCCAAACGUCGAUCGACAAGUAGCAGUCGUUCGGGGUUCCCUGCAGCCGAAGCUACGCUCUUUGAGAUCCCAGAUCUACCUGCCAAUGCGUCCGAGGUGAUUGCCGAUGCCAAUGCAAGUGAGGAGUCGCUGGCUAUCCGCGGCAAGACGCUCAAAUCCAGGGCCGAACGAAUAUCCAGUCUGCCCCGACUAUCCACGGCUCUCAACCACGCACGCAUGAGCAGCAUCAGGAAUUUCAUCAAAACGCCCUCCUCGGUGGCAGAUACACGUCCGUUUUCUCGAUCUUCAAGCUACAUGAGUCCACCUUCAACUCCGAGCCUGUCAGGCGGCGAGCCGGCUUUGGGAAAACACGCGACUGCGUCGAGCAGCUCUAGCGCCCUAGCCACCUUGCAACGACCUACGACAGCAAUGAGCAUUACGAGUACCACAAGCUUCGCCAACAUGACAGCUUUGCCAGCAGUCCGCACGCCCCCAGCAGAGGACCACAUGUCCGACGCUCUCAGCACAAAACUAAACGUGCCAAAGAAAAAGUCGUUCUCCACCUUGCGCCGACGGAGUGAAAGCAUCGGCCACGCUAUCAAGGGACUGGGAAAGACCACAACAAAACACGAUGUGCCGCUACCUAUGUUGACAGGCAUGAUGACGCCCACGAACCAGCAGCCUCUCGACCUGUCCAAGUUUCCAACCCCACCACUACCCUCGGCUCGUCUGGAAAAGAGGAGUACAGCAUCAUUGACUUCUACGUUGACCGGGAGCAGUGCUGGUGAUGUGGAUCUAGGACUGAACAGAGUGGACGGACAGUUGAAGAAAUAA